GGCACCGGGGCCGCUCGGGGCCGCUCGGGGCCGCUCGGGCCGGGUUCCCGCGGAGCCCCCGCUGGUGGUGGCGGCGGCGGGAGCGAGCGGCGCUCCCGGCUCGGCCGCAGCAGCCCCAUGGCGGCGCAGGAGCCGCCGCGGCCGCCCCCGGGCACCGCCGAGCCCCCGGAGCCGGAGCCUGGCGGGCGCUACGAGGCCGUGGUGCCGCACUGGUUCUACUGCAAGGUCACGGACACGCGGGAGCGCUGGGUGCCGUUCAGCGCGCAGGACUCGGAGCGGCUGGAGGCGGCGCACGGCGCAGGGAAGGAGCAGGCUGGCGUGGUGGUGCCCACCUCGGGGGGCAGGUACGACGUGCACCUGCGGGCGCGGCGGCGCGUGGCCGUGUACUGGGAGGAGGAGGCGGCCGAGGUGCGGCGCUGCACCUGGUUCUACAAGGGGGACAAGGACAACAAGUUCAUUCCCUACUCAGAGUCCUUCAGUGAGGAACUGGAGGAAGCUUACAUGAUUGCCGUGACCCUGGGUGAGUGGAAGAAGAAGCUGGAGUCCCCCAACAGAGAAGUCAUUAUCUUGCACAACCCAAAGCUGAUGGUUCACUACCAUCCUGUUGCCAGCUCUGAUGACUGGGUCUCCACCCCCACGGAGCAAGGCCGGCCCCGCACUGUGAAGAGAGGAGUGGAGAACAUCGCUGUGGAGAUCCCCAAUGGAGAGCCUCUGCAGAUCGACCACCUGGUGUUCGUGGUGCACGGCAUCGGCCCCGCCUGCGACAUCCGAUUCCGCAGCAUCGUGCAGUGCGUGAACGAUUUCAGGAACGUGUCCCUCAGCAUGCUGCAGUCACACUUCAGGAAGGCCCAGGAGCAGCAGCAGGUCGGGAGGGUGGAGUUCCUGCCUGUGAACUGGCACAGCUCCCUGCACUCCACUGGUGUGGAUGUUGACCUGGAGCGGAUCACGCUGCCCAGCAUCAACCGCCUGCGUCACUUCAUCAACGACACCAUCCUGGACGUGUUCUUCUACAACAGCUCCACCUAUUGCCAGACCAUCGUGGACACGGUGGCCUCGGAGAUGAACCGCCUGCACCGGCUCUUCCUGCAGAGGAACCCGCACUUCAGGGGCGGGGUGUCCAUCGCAGGGCACAGCCUGGGGUCACUCAUUUUGUUUGAUCUCCUGACGAACCAGAAGGCUGAUCCUGAGGAGAAGGAGCACUGUGUGCAGGGGUCCAGGACAACCUCAAGCACGGGGGGGAUUGAGGAAGUAAAAGAAAUCCUGAAGAAGCUGGAGCUGUCUGAGUAUUGUGAUGUUUUUGAGAAGGAGAAAAUGGACAGGCAAGCCCUGUUCUUGUGCACAGAGCAAAACCUGAAAGAAAUGGGAAUUCCCUUAGGGCCCAGAAUGAAAAUACUCCAUUACAUCAGCUCCGAGACAGGGAUGAAGGGUCGGAGUUCAGCAGCUCCUGGGCACAAUGAAGGUGGGGCUGAGCCAGGGUCCCCAUCCCAGCUUGGGGACAGUUCUGAGGAUGGCAGGAGCUGCCAGUACCGGGAUGUUGGCUUGGGACAGGUGUCAGCAAACUACCCCCAGCUGAACUACAAGCCCAGCAUCUUCUUUGCCUUUGGCUCUCCCAUCGGGAUGUUCCUCACGGUGCGAGGAGUGAAGCGCAUCGACCCCAACUACAGCCUGCCCACCUGCAAAGGCUUCUUCAACAUCUUCCACCCCUUUGACCCCGUGGCGUAUCGGAUCGAGCCCAUGAUCGUCCCGGAGCUGGAGUUUGAGCCCAUGCUGCUGCCCCACCACAAGGGCAGGAAGAGGAUGCACCUGGAGCUGAAGGAAGGGCUGACCCGCAUGAGCGUGGACCUGAAGAACAACCUGCUGGGCUCCCUGAGGGUGGCCUGGCAGUCCUUCACCCGCUCCCCUGUGCUUGCCCUGGAGGCAGGGAGCUCUGAAGCUGAGGCAGAGGCAGAGGCUGGCACUGAGAAGCAGCCAGACACAAAGCCAGAGGAGCCCCCAGCAGCAGUGAAGGAGGAGACCCCUCCCAUCAACGUGGGGAGGCUGAACGGGGGGAACCGCAUCGACUACGUGCUGCAGGAGAAGCCAAUAGAGAGCUUCAACGAGUAUUUGUUUGCACUCCAGGGGCAUCUCUGCUACUGGGAGUCAGAGGACACUGUUCUGCUGGUUCUGAAGGAGAUCUACCAGACACAAGGCAUCACACUGGACCAGCCUUUGCCAGGGAGCCAGUGACCCACCUGUGCUGUUCUGGCUGUUCAAUCCCACAGAGCACUCACCAGGAAAGUCCAGAUCUCUUCUCUGCCUUCCUCUCUCCUCUGCUGCCGAGUCCUGCAUGCUGCUUCCCAAGUACUUGCUGCUGCCUGGAGCUAAGGAUGGAUUUUCCUCCAUUUUGGCUAAGGGUAGGGGGAAAAACUGUCAAGGAAAACCACUUCUGCUCAAACACACACACACACACCACCUGUACAGUGACUCCCUGUGGCAACGUGUACUUUAAGCCUGCCCCCUGUGAGUCCCCACACCAGCAGAUGAGCUGUCCAGGCUCAGAGCCCUCACCUGGCUCUGUGAGGACACUCACAGCCUGGGACCUUGAGGAGAAAAAGCCUUAAACACAGCAUGGGAAGAGCUGCAGCAGCCUUGCAGCAAGGGAGAUUGCUGACUGCUAACACAAACCCCCCAGCAGGGCCCAGGAGGUGAAGUCCAGGGCACAGAGUGCUGCUGAGGCACAGGGGCUGGCCAGCAUCAUCCCUGCACUGCUGCUGCAUCUCUGUGCAGCCCUGCACUGCUGCUGCAUCUCUGUGCAGCCCUGCACUGCAGCCAGGCAGGGCUGCCCCUAAAGCACCCUGUGAGAGUGGCAUGCUCGUGCUCCUCCCUGCUGUGGGGUGCUGCUGGGGACAGAUCAGCACCCCCACCCUGCCCACCCUGCACACCCAGGGCUCCCCAGUGCUGCUGGGGACAGCUCAGCACCCCAACCCUGCCCACCCAGGGCUCCCCAGUGCUGCUGGGGACAGCUCAGCACCCCAACCCUGCCCAUCCUGCACACCCAGGGCUCCCCACAGCCCUGACCCAGCCAGUGCUGCUGGGGACAGCUCAGCACCCCAACCCUGCCCAUCCUGGGCUCCCCAGUGCUGCUGGGGACAGCUCAGCACCCCAACCCUGCCCAUCCAGACCCUCCCCACAGCCCUGACCCAGCCUGUGCCCUGCUGUCCCUGCUCUGAGGAAAGCUUCCCCUCCAGCUGCAGCCAGCUGGCAGUGCCAGGGCAGGGUGAGCCCUCUGAGGCCUGCAGGGACACAGAGCAGUGCUGCUGUCCCACAGGGCUGGCAGGUGAGCACAGAGAUCUGUGCCUGCCAUGCUCUCAUCCUGGUUUAGCUUUAAAUGUACAAAAUGCAGCCAGCAAAGGUGGAGCCCAGAUCCAGCAGGGUCUGGCCACUGCAGGAAUGACACCAGCUCUGUAGGCAGCUCAGUGUGCAGCUGCCUUGAAGCUCUUUUCUGAGGGAGCAGGGCUGGAGAGCCUCUGUGAUCCUUCCCUGGGCACCAAAGGCCCUGGGCUGGGGCUCCAGUGCUGUGUGAGGUGUUGCUGUGCAGCCUUUGGAGAGCCAAACCACUUUCCCUCCUGCUGACUUUUGCCCUGCAUGGGGUGAGGAGCCUUUUUUUCCCCACAGCCUGUUGGUUUGUUUUUCCUCCAUUGUCUGUUAUUUGCACUAUUGGAAGGGUUUUGUUUGCAGCCUCCAUCCCUCCUCCCCUCCCAAGGAACAGAAGCUGUUCUUUACCUGACUGCAGGAACAGCCCAGCUGCUUGGUCAGCACCUGACUGGCUAAAGUCUCAUGGGAGUAGGAAAAGGGACAGUCUUAACAUGGGACACUAAUGAUCAGCUUUUUAAGUUAUGCACUUUGUUAAAAAAAAAAAGGAAGUUAAAUACAUUUUAAAUGUUAUUUAAUGUCUUUUCCAGUAAAAGCCAAAAUAAAUAA
This is a messenger RNA of Agelaius phoeniceus (red-winged blackbird), 3960 nucleotides long. RefSeq names its product DDHD domain containing 2 (gene DDHD2). Gene Ontology annotation, cellular component: cytoplasm; COPII-coated ER to Golgi transport vesicle. Gene Ontology annotation, molecular function: triacylglycerol lipase activity; glycerophospholipase activity; protein binding. The record is from RefSeq and is a predicted model, not a curated record. NCBI's taxonomy places the organism in Eukaryota, Metazoa, Chordata, Aves, Passeriformes, Icteridae.